This is a messenger RNA of Phytophthora sojae, 492 nucleotides long. RefSeq lists its product as hypothetical. The coding region runs from base 1 to 492 and encodes 163 amino acids. The record is from RefSeq and is a predicted model, not a curated record. The transcript has a single exon. NCBI's taxonomy places the organism in Eukaryota, Oomycota, Peronosporomycetes, Peronosporales, Peronosporaceae.
AUGUCGACGAAGGCGCUCAUACCUGGGAACUCCCAGUGGGCUCGCGCGACGGCUCUCAACGCCUUCGAGCGCUUCGCGGUCGCGGAGGGCUUCAGCGCCAACGCCAUCUAUGAGUUUGUAGGUGGGGACUCAACGGGGGAUAUUCUGUACAUCGUUCUCGACAAUUUUGCAGUGUAUCUAGCAUUUAAGGAAAGCUCAAAGGGCUUGCUGCUGUCCAAGAACUCGGUGGCUAGCUACUUUGGCAACGUCAAAAACCACCUACUGGAGCUGUUUCCUGCUCUAAGUGCUGUGUCAGGUCGUCGGCUACAAAAGAUUGCAUCGAUCCUGUAUAAGUACUGCUCUAAGCGAGGCACAGACUUCACGCACCAGGCCCCACCAUGCACCAAAAGCGAUCUGCGCUCGCUCAGUUUGGCGAUUUUGAAGGGGGCAGCUUCUGCGCAGGACUACCAGGAUGCAGCCCUCCUCAACAUCCUGUGGUGUUUGUUGGGUUGA